Molecule: messenger RNA, 2444 nt
Organism: Sinocyclocheilus rhinocerous
Lineage: Eukaryota; Metazoa; Chordata; Actinopteri; Cypriniformes; Cyprinidae
Product: phosphatase and actin regulator 1
Exons: 13
Coding region: 218-1825 (535 amino acids)
Biological process (GO): cell motility; stress fiber assembly
Molecular function (GO): actin binding
Source: RefSeq, a predicted model, not a curated record
UGUGCAUCAACCCUAGUGAGCUGCAGACCUGCACCGCGUUUUGGGCAUCUCUGAGGCAGCUCACUGGGUUUUGAGACACGGCCUGCGCUGCAGUUCCAGUGUGUGGUCCACAGGGGGCGUUAGGACCAGCGUUCACUGCGCGUCUCAGCUGGGCUCGAGACUGAGAGCGCGCUCAGUCCUGCUCAGAUACGCGUUCAUCAUCUUCAUCAUCAUCAUCAUGUCUUCGGCGGAUCACACAGUCAUGCACGGCAUCUGGGGCAGUCAGGCGCCCGCGGGGAAGGCGAUGGAGACGCCGAAGAACAAGGGCUUCAGCCUGAUCAGGAUGAUGUCUCUGAAUUACAGGAAGGAGAACAAGAAUCUACAGCAGCAGCACCACAACAACAUGCCCUUUAUGAUUCACUGCCACAUCGGCAAAGAGAUCAAACACAUCUGCAGCAACUGCAGCCGCGGCAGCCACGCGCAGCACGCGGAGGAGGUGGAGAACCUGGCCUCCAUUCACUCCGAGUCCCUGGUGUCCGGAUCACACUGCAGGAGCAGGUUUGCCUCUCUGGGACGCCUCUUCAAACCCUGGAAGUGGAGGAAGAAGAAGAGCGAGAAGUUCAUGCAGAGGUCAACAGCUCUGGAGAGGAAGAUGUGUGUGCGUCAGAGCCGAGAGGAGCUGAUCAAGCGAGGAGUGCUGAAGGAGAUCUUUGAGAGAGACUCCAGAGCGGAGAACGGAUUGCCAUCUGACUGUGAGCGGACCACUGAGGACAGACUGAGGACCGUCGCCGUUGAGUUCCGCGCGGCUCUGGACGGAGGAGUAUGUGCUCAGGACAGCACGCUCAAGUCGUUCACGCUUCCUCCCAAGAAAACCGUCACCUUCCCCAGUGACCUUCAGGAAACACCGGCCAAACCUCAGCUCAUCCACAAACAGCCUCCCGCCCUGCCGCCCAAACCCUUCUCCAGACUGACCAAUCACAGCACAGACUCGUGUCAGCCGCUGAAGGUGUCGUGUCUGCAGGGAAAGCCGUCUCCUCCUCUGCCUCCUAAGAAGCUGAUGCUGUACUCGUCCUCGGCCACGCCGCUCUCGUUCUCUCAGUACAGUCACCCGUCGAACCGUAUCAUCGACGAGCUGCAGAAGGCGCUGGCGCUCGCCAUGCAGAGACUCGACAGCUCUGCGGUUCACGCGGGUCAGUACAGCGCUCCACUCCGGGCCGUGGUGAUCGACUGUGACGAUGAUAAAGAGAACAUCCCCAACGAGUCUGACUAUGAGGACCUGCCCAGCAUGUAUAAGGAUGAAGAGCAGGAGGAGGAUGACGACGAUUCGCUCUUUACAAGCACUCUGGCGCUGAAGAUCCUGAGGAAGGAUUCUCUGGCGGUGAAGCUGAGUAACAGACCGUCUCAGAGAGAUCUGCAGGAGAAGAACAUCUUACCUGUACAGACAGAUGAGGAGCGACUGCAGUCCAGACAGCUCAUCGGCACCAAACUCACACGGAGACUGAGUCAGAGACCCACGGCUGAAGAGCUGGAGCAGAGGAACAUCCUCAAACCUCGUAAUGAGCAGGAGCAGAUGGAGGAGAAGAGAGAGAUCAGACGCCGACUCUCACGCAAGCUGAGUCAGAGGCCUACAGUGGAGGAGCUGCGACACGCUAAGAUCCUGAUCUGCUUCUGUGAUUACGUGGAGGUGGCAGACGCUCAGGACUACGACAGACGCACCGACAAACCCUGGACGAGACUCACAGCGGCCGACAAGGCCGCCAUCAGGAAAGAGCUGAAUGAUUUCAAGAGCAAUGAGAUGGAGGUGCACGAGUCCAGCCGCCAUCUGACCAGGUUUCACCGGCCGUAGAGGAGCACCGCUGAUGGACUCGUCACGAGCUGGAUGCCUUCAGCAGAACUCCACCACCAGACUGCGAUCAUCAUCAUCUUCAUCAUCCUCAUCCUCAGAUCAGCGGAUUCUCAGGCUGCCAGCGGGGCACUGUUGCACUGACCGCAUUCACACGCAGCUUUGGUGAAACACGAGCGCUUUUACAAACGGUCCGUUCGACAGUUCACGCAUAUUUACAGGAUCCCCCGCUGCUGCUUCAUCCUGGGUUUCGUUCAUCGUCCACGGCACACUCAUCUACAGGAGGAUCUUUAUAUGAAGCGUUUCAUUCAUCAUGUGAAUCUGCAGGGCCUGAGAGCCUCAUUUCUUAAUGCAUUUUUCUCAUUUCAGCUCUGAUAUUGUCGAAGGCUCUCUCUCACGUGUGUGUGGAUGAUGAUUGUUUUAAGUUAUAUUUAUACCAUUUUUCUAGAGUUGCUUCACAUCAUUUGCAUUCUUUUUUUGUCAUGCAAAUGAAGCAUUCGUUGUUAUGCCUGUCAGCAAAUGUCCUGAAGGCCAUCGUCAUGUUUUAUUCAUGUUUUUCUUUUUUGUUUUAUACAAUGUGUUUUUGAGUUAAAUGCUGCAUUUUAACAUCCUUUCUCACUGU